Messenger RNA from Anopheles coustani, 4589 nucleotides. It is a transcript of the gene Karybeta3, whose product is annotated as importin-5. Gene Ontology annotation, cellular component: cytoplasm; nucleus. The record is from RefSeq and is a predicted model, not a curated record. The transcript has 5 exons. The coding region runs from base 363 to 3704 and encodes 1113 amino acids. Gene Ontology annotation, biological process: protein import into nucleus. Lineage: Eukaryota; Metazoa; Arthropoda; Insecta; Diptera; Culicidae. Gene Ontology annotation, molecular function: protein binding; nuclear import signal receptor activity.
GUUCUCUCCUCUCCUUCUUGGCCCUCGUGGAGAAAGAUUUGCAAGUCGCAACAGCGGAAAACAGCGUGUCGCAUGGGCCUGCAGUUCGUUCCGUUUCGUUCGAGUGCAGCCGGAGAAAAUUAAACGAGGUGAAAGAAAAUCCUGCCCCCACCUGUGUACUAGUCGGCUGCACGUAUUGACAGGCUAAGCAGCCCGUCCCAACGCAGUGAGCCAAUUAUCGCUACAAAAUAGUAGCGAUAGCAACCACACCGAGAAAGCAGCAGGCAGCAGGCAGCAGCAGCAGUAGCAGCAGCAAGACACAAUACACGCGCGCCUGCAGUCGUGGUGAAAAAGUUCGCGUAUAGAGUAGUAAAUGCGAAACAAUGGCUGCGGGUGAUCAGGACAACUUUCAGCAGCUCAUGAGCUCGCUCCUGUCGACGGAUAAUGAAAUUCGCUCGAAAGCUGAGGAGGUGUACAAUGCGCUGCCUCGCGAAACAAAAGUACCGCACCUGCUCGGUACGAUACAGAAUCCGACGAUGUCGGAGGAGGCUCGCAUGCUUUCGGCCGUGUUGCUGCGGCGUCUGUUUUCCGCCGAGUUCACCGAGUUCUACGAGCCACUGCUCCCCGAGGCCAAGGAGCAGCUGAAGCAACAGAUCCUGAUGACGCUGCAGCAGAACGAGGCCGGCAGUAUGCGGCGCAAGAUUUGCGAGAUGGUGGCCGAGGUCGCCCGGUGCAUGAUCGACGACGACGGUAACAACGAGUGGCCGGAGUUCCUUCAGUUCCUGUUCCAUUGCGCCAACGGUACGAACGUGCAGCUGCAGGAGGCUGCCCUGCGCAUCUUUGCCUCGGUACCGGGCAUCUUCGGUAACCAGCAGGCCCAGCAUUUGCCGCUGAUCAAACAGAUGUUGAUCAAGUACUUGGACGCGUCCAGCGAUCAGGAGGUUCGGUUUCAGGCAGUCCGUGCGUACGGAGCAUUCAUUCUGCUGCACGACAAAGAGGAGGACGUGAAGCGCCAGUUCGCCGAUUUGCUCCCGCAGGUGAUCCACAUUACGGCCGAGAGUAUCGAGCUUGGUGACCCACAGAACCUAAUGCAGCUGCUGAUCGACAUGGCGGACGGAGUGGCGAAGUUCUUCCGGCCACAGAUCGAGCCAAUAUUCGAGCUGUGCAUGAAGGUGCUAAGCACGCCGGACAUGGAGGACAACCUGCGCCACCUGGCACUGGAAAUGAUGGUGUCGCUGGCGGAGAAUGCGUCGGCGAUGGUACGCAAGCGGGCGGACAAGUACGUGACCGCGCUGGUGCCCCUCAUCCUGCAGAUGAUGACCGAUCUGGAGGACGAUGACGAGUGGUCGGUGUCGGACAAGAUUACCGAGGACGAUACGAGCGAUAACAACGUGAUCGCCGAGUCGGCCCUCGAUCGGUUGGCAUGCGGGCUCGGUGGCAAGACGGUGCUGCCGCACAUAGUCAAUAACAUUCCGAACAUGCUGCUCAGCCCGGACUGGAAGCAGCGUCAUGCCGCCCUGAUGGCCAUCUCUGCGGCUGGUGAGGGCUGCCAAAAGCAGAUGGAGGUGCUACUAGAGAGCAUCAUGCAGGGCGUACUGAAGUACCUGGUGGAUCCGCAUCCGCGCGUACGCUACGCGGCCUGUAACGCCAUCGGUCAGAUGGCGACCGACUUUGCGCCCAUCUUCGAGAAGAAGUUCCACGAGCAAGUAAUUCCGGGGCUGCUGCAGCUGCUCGACGACGUGGAGAACCCGCGCGUCCAGGCGCACGCCGGUGCCGCGCUGGUCAACUUUAGCGAGGACUGCCCGAAAAACAUUCUCACGCGCUACCUGGACGCGAUUAUGGCCAAGCUGGAGAUGAUUCUGACCACCAAGUUCAAGGAGCUGGUCGAGAAGGGCACCAAGCUGGUGCUGGAGCAGGUGGUCACGACGAUCGCGUCGGUGGCGGACACGACCGAAAAGGACUUUGUGGCGUACUACGACCGGCUGAUGCCAUCGCUCAAGUACAUCAUCCAGAACGGCAACACGGACGAGCUGAAGCUGCUGCGCGGCAAGACGAUCGAGUGCGUCAGUCUGAUCGGGCUGGCGGUCGGCGCUGAGAAGUUCAUGUCGGACGCGUCGGACGUGAUGGACAUGCUGCUCAAGACGCACACCGAGGGCGACCUGCCGGAUGACGAUCCGCAGACGUCCUACCUCAUCUCGGCCUGGGCGCGCAUCUGCAAGAUCCUCGGCAAGCAGUUCGAACAGUUCCUGCCGCUGGUCAUGGGUCCGGUGAUGCGCACGGCGUCGAUGAAACCGGAAGUUGCCCUACUCGACAACGACGAAAUGCAGGGCGUCGAGAAUGAUGCGAACUGGCAGUUCGUGAACCUCGGCGAGCAGCAAAACUUUGUGAUCCGCACUGCCGGACUGGAGGACAAAGCGUCCGCCUGCGAGAUGCUGGUGUGCUACGCACGCGAACUGAAGGACGGUUUCGCCAACUACGCCGAGGAGGUCGUCCGGCUCAUGGUGCCGAUGCUGAAGUUCUACUUCCACGACGGCGUGCGGACGGCGGCCGCCGAAUCGCUGCCGUAUCUGCUCGACUGCGCGAAGAUCAAGGGCCCGAACUACCUGGAGGGCAUGUGGCUGUACAUCUGCCCGGAGCUGCUGAAGGCGAUCGACUCCGAGCCGGAGGCGGACGUGCUGACCGAGCUGCUGCACUCGCUGGCCCGCUGCAUCGAGACGCUCGGUGCCGCCUGCCUCUCGAACGAGGCGAUGGAGGAGGUGCUCAAGAUCAUCGACAAGUUCAUGACGCAGCACUUCCAGAAGGAGGAGAAGCGGGCCCAAGCACGCAAAGAGGAGGACUACGAUGACGGCGUCGAGGAGCAGCUGGCCGAGGAGGACGAUGCCGACAUCUACCUGCUGUCCCGCAUUUCCGACAUCGUGCACGCACUGUUCGUCACAUACAAGGAAACGUUUAUCCCCUCGUUCCACCGUGUGGUGCCACACUUUGUCAAGCUGCUCGGAGCGACCAAUUCGUGGGCCGACCGUCAGUGGGGAUUAUGCAUUUUCGACGACCUUAUCGAAUUCGCCGGACCUAUGUGCGCUCAGUAUCAGAGCUUCUUCCUACAGCCCAUGCUGGAGUACAUCAAGGAUGAACAGCCGGAAGUGCGACAGGCGGCCGUAUACGGAUGUGGUGUUUUGGGACAGUUUGGAGGCGAACAGUUCUCCGUUACCUGUGCCCAGGCCAUCACGCGGUUGGUAGAAGUCAUAAUGGCACCGAACAGCCGCGAACCGGAGAACGUGAACCCGACGGAAAAUGCCAUCUCGGCCGUGACGAAGAUAUUGAAAUACAACAACAAGGCUAUCACAAAUCCGGACGAAAUCAUUGCGCUAUGGUUCACCUGGCUACCGGUUGGCGAGGAUGAGGACGAAGCGGUCUACGUGUACGGCUACCUAUGCGAUUUGAUCCAGGCGAACCAUCCCAUCAUACUCGGCGAAAACAACUCCAACCUGCCGCGCAUCGUAUCGAUCAUCGCGUCCUGCUUCUACCGGGAGGCGGUAACCGUGCCCCACCCGGAAGCGCAUCGGAUGAUCACGAUCGUGAAGCAGAUCGAAACCAACCCGGACCUGUUCCAGGCGUGCAUAAAUCAGCUGACGGCGGAGCAGAAGACGGCCCUCGAGGCGGCGUACCAGGCGGCGGCAGCCGUCACGGCAGCUACGGCAUCGGCAGCUGGUGCAGUCACGCAGUAGAGCCAAUCUCUCCUUCUAGCCCCAUCACUCCCUCCCCGGCCACCCGCCUCCUUUCCGUUAUCCCUCUUUCCUUGCCCCUGCUUGCAGAGUAUCCGUAAAUUGCAAGUAUCGUUUUCUUUUUCAUCAUCACACGGCAUUAAAGUGUGUGCACACGUGUAUCGAUAGGGAAUAAUUAUUAUAAUAGGAUGUAUCCAACCAAGGGUUAAUUGUAUUUGAACCAAGGAUGAUCGAGAGCAAGCAAAAAAAACAUCAUGUUAUGCAUGAUGCGAUAUAAAACAGAACACUAUUGAGAGACAGUGAGAGACGGAACGAGAAGACCUAAUUGGAUAUUUUUGUUUUUGUUUUGUUUCGUCCUAGGCUAGAGUAACGUUGGUCCGAAGUCCGAAAUCCCCCUGUAUUGUGAUGGGACUUUUAUUACUACUCUUCCCGUGCAGGACAGCAGGGUUCCUCCAUCCAUGUAAUCCCAGAUAAAUUUCUUAUAGUCUUCGAUGUAAAGUAGACGAUACGUUAUGCUUGUCCAAGGAAAACAAACUUAGUUCUCUUAUGUAUUCAUUUAAAUCUGAUAUUUGGCUGAGGACAAAAACAUGUCUGUGUUUAGUCCGUUUUCUCGAGGAGCUUUUGUUUAUUUGUUUAUAUACAUUUGUUUUACUUCGUUGUAAAACGCCGCCAUGUGCGUUGGUAGAACUGAACUCUCCUAUUGAUUGGACCACCAGUACCCUCUCUCUCUCUCUCCGGUGCUUGUGUAUAUUCGUUUCGGUUUCGUUGUUGAUGUUGGAAACCUUCCCGACCACCCCUCUCGAUGGUCAAAACACUUUAUGCGCGAGUAGAUAAAGCAAGGAGUUUGAUUUUAACAGGAAAAUAAAAUUGUAAAUAGGGUGAAGCAUA